Molecule: messenger RNA, 2466 nt
Organism: Populus euphratica (Euphrates poplar)
Lineage: Eukaryota; Viridiplantae; Streptophyta; Magnoliopsida; Malpighiales; Salicaceae
Product: calcium-dependent protein kinase 26-like
Exons: 9
Coding region: 461-2140 (559 amino acids)
Biological process (GO): protein phosphorylation
Molecular function (GO): calcium ion binding; ATP binding; protein kinase activity
Source: RefSeq, a predicted model, not a curated record
UAUUAUCCAUGAAAAAAAAACAAAAAAAAUGGAGGAAAUUAAAGAAAACUGUUCUGUAGCAAUGACUUGAUUGAAUGGUAAAAACAAAAGAAAACCAAAAAUGCAAAGCCGCGUACCCUUUCUUCCAUCAAAAAAAUAUUAAAAAAAAAGAGAAAAAAAAAAAGAAAAAAAAAGAAGAAGAAAAGAAGUUAGCUGGUCAGCACUCUCCCAUCCGAUGUUUCCCAGCAGCAACAAGAAACCCCAUUUAACAUUUAUAACAUCACAUUAAUAAACAAACAAGUCUCCUGUUCUUUUAAGUUUUUAUACAUUGGGUUCUCCUCAUUUCUUCCGUUCUUUUCUACAUAUCACUCAGAUCCAUAUUUUCUUCCCCUUUAUAAUUGAAGACAUAAUAUAGUGUAAUUGAUGAGACUUCAUUAGAUGAGGACAGGGUGAAGUGAUUCAAAGGAAUUGUGGUUGUUCCAUGGGCAAUACAUGCCGUGGAUCUUUCAAAGGAAAAACUUAUCAGGGCUACAAUCGGCCCGACGAGCAAUCCACUACCACUGCCUCCAAUUCCAAGCGCAACGCCUCUGAUCACUCCAAUUCUGAGUAUUCCAUUUCUAGUCUAACCCCCCAAGAACUCAACCCGAAGAAGGACAGCAACUUACCUCUCAUUAGCCCCACCAAGAAAGAUACGAUAAUGAGGCGCGCUGUUGAUAGCCAGGCUUAUUAUGUUUUAGGCCACAAAACUGCAAACAUUCGUGAUCUUUACACUUUAGGUCGUAAAUUAGGACAGGGACAAUUUGGCACUACUUAUUUAUGCACUGAUAUUUCGACAGGGAUUGCGUAUGCUUGCAAGUCAAUAUCCAAAAGGAAGUUGAUUUCCAAGGAGGAUGUUGAGGAUGUUCGGAGAGAGAUUCAGAUAAUGCACCAUUUGGCAGGUCACAAGAAUAUUGUGACCAUUAAGGGUGCAUACGAGGAUCAAUUGUAUGUUCAUAUUGUAAUGGAGCUUUGCUCUGGAGGAGAGCUGUUUGAUAGGAUCAUCCAAAGGGGGCAUUACAGUGAGAGGAAGGCAGCUGAGUUGACUAAGAUUAUUGUAGGGGUUGUGGAGGCUUGCCACUCGCUAGGGGUUAUGCAUAGGGAUUUAAAGCCAGAGAACUUCUUGUUGGUGAAUAAGGAUGAUGAUUUCUCACUCAAAGCUAUCGAUUUUGGACUCUCUGUUUUCUUCAAACCAGGUCAAGUUUUCACUGAUGUUGUUGGAAGCCCAUAUUAUGUUGCUCCAGAGGUACUCCUCAAGCAAUAUGGGCCAGAAGCUGAUGUGUGGACAGCUGGGGUCAUAUUGUAUAUAUUGCUUAGUGGAGUGCCACCAUUUUGGGCAGAAACACAACAAGGAAUAUUUGAUGCUGUGUUGAAGGGAUAUAUUGACUUUGACUCAGACCCAUGGCCUGUAAUAUCUGACAGUGCCAAAGAUCUCAUCCGGAAGAUGCUUUGCUCUCGACCUUCAGAUCGCUUGACUGCUCAUGAAGUUCUAUGUCAUCCUUGGAUCAAUGAUAAUGGAGUUGCUCCUGAUAGAGCACUGGAUCCAGCUGUACUUUCUCGUCUUAAGCAGUUCUCUGCAAUGAAUAAAUUAAAGAAGAUGGCUUUACGGGUAAUAGCUGAAAGCCUUUCUGAGGAGGAAAUUGCUGGUCUGAAAGAAAUGUUCAAGGCUAUGGAUACUGACAACAGUGGUGCAAUCACAUUUGAUGAACUCAAAGCUGGUUUGCGAAGAUAUGGCUCUACCUUGAAGGAUGUAGAGAUACGUGAUCUCAUGGAUGCUGCUGAUGUGGACAACAGUGGAACAAUCGACUAUGGAGAAUUUGUAGCUGCUACAGUUCAUCUUAACAAAUUAGAGCGUGAGGAACAUCUUGUUGCAGCAUUCCAAUAUUUUGACAAGGAUGGAAGUGGUUAUAUAACGGUCGAUGAGCUUCAGCAAGCUUGCGCUGAACACAACAUGACCGAUGUUUUACUUGAGGACAUAAUUAAAGAAGUUGAUCAAGAUAAUGAUGGAAGAAUUGACUAUGGUGAAUUUGCUGACAAGAUGCAAAAAGGCAAUGCAGGCAUUGGUAGACGAACAAUGAGAAACAGUCUGAAUAUGAGCAUGAGAGAUGCACCAGGGGCCAUAUAGCUUGGGAAUAUAUGAUGUACAGCGUUCUGUUGGUUGAUUUUUGAAGAACAAGGAUCUUUAUGGUUCAUUUUUGUACUCCAGGCAGUGCAUGGAACCCCGGGUUGAAAAACUUCACCGUAUGCUAAUGAUGGGGAUUAACUCUACACGUGUCAAUCAUAGGAGUCUUGCAUGAUGAAUUGAAAACCAGAAACGGGUCCUUGUAAUUGUGAGUAAUUGCCACAGUUGAUCAAAAAAGAAAAUUUUCCAAUAUUACAUGUUGUAAUCUGUAUUUGUGCUACACGGACUUCGGAGAGAAUGAACACAGCAGCAUGUAGUGCUGCCUCAUG